Fomitopsis serialis is the source of this 2331-nucleotide messenger RNA. RefSeq lists its product as uncharacterized. The record is from RefSeq and is a predicted model, not a curated record. The transcript is spliced from 16 exons. The coding region runs from base 1 to 2331 and encodes 776 amino acids. Lineage: Eukaryota; Fungi; Basidiomycota; Agaricomycetes; Polyporales; Fomitopsidaceae. Gene Ontology annotation, biological process: carbohydrate metabolic process.
AUGGUGCUCCUUGCUUUCGGCACCUCUCUGUUUCUUGCACGCUUUGCCCUCUUGCAAGUGCAUGGGUCACAAACAUUCUGGCCCUUAGCGGUACCACUUGCUGUUCGCACGCCUUAUUUGAACACAUGGAUGUACAAGACGAAGACGUCGGAUAGUCUGAACAACCAAUUGCCGUCUUUUUUUGAUACGGAGCAAGAUAUUGGGUGGAAUUGUUACAUCCGAGUGGAUGGAAAGACGUACAUUGUGUUUGGCGACAACAAUUUUCCGCCCAACUACACCGUGGCAGUUGGAAGCCUCGUUCAGACGGAACUGUCCCCUACUCGUACCAUGCAAACCAUCGAGGCUGGUCCCUUGAACAUUACCUUGACGUUUCUGAGUCCCAUCGAUCCAUCUGACCUCAUACGCCAAUCCUCCCGUUCAGCUAUGCUGCCUGACUGGCCCGUCUUCCCCAUCUCGGUCGACUUGGGAAGUGUCGCUUCUCUAGACUCGCCCGUUGUCUGGGUGAUUGGCCAUGUACGCGAUCCAAGCAUCAGUUACACAUUGUCAGGAAAACCCGAAUCCCUCCGCCCGUACUACACAACACAGUAUUCUACCACUGAAGAUGCCUUGGAGUUCUUCGUCUCCGAUUUCAACACCUCGCUGACUCAGGCAAACUUGCUCGAUACGCAAGUCCGUGGAGCGGCUUCAAGCAUUUCGGUUGACGGUAAACUACACGACAUGCUUUCGCUCGCCACUCGCCAGGCGUUCAGUUCCCUCGAAAUAACGGCUCCCCAUGGGUCGGACGGCACGACUAGGAUCUUCAUGAAAGACAUGGGCACCAGUCAACGUGUCACUCCCGUGGAGAAAUUGUACGCUGCACUGCCCAUGUUCUUGUAUUACAAUGCAUCGCUGGUCAAGCCACUAUUGGUACCGCUCCUUGAACAACAGAACACGUCGUUAGGCGCAUUCCCGUACGCAUCGAAAGACCUUGGUUCCUCUUUCCCCGAAGUAUCUGGUCCGAACCUGACAUCUACAGAGGCAGUCGAACAGUCCGGGAACAUGCUCCUCAUUGCACUCGCUCACGCCAAAUACGCGAACGAUACGUCGCUGAUCCAUGAUUAUUAUCCCUUGCUCAGGAAUUGGGCCGAGUAUCUGACGCAACAUGGGCAAUUUCCCAAGGACCAAUCAUCCGUCGACGACGGAAGUGACGCCACAAACUCGACCAAUCUUGCGGUGAAGGGCAUCUUUGCCAUUCAAGCCAUGGCGGAGAUAAGUCAAAUAGUCGGGGAGAGUGAUGAUUCUCAGCAUUUCAGCGCGAGUGAUCUACUGUCGUCCAACUAUAUGAACACAUGGGAAUCGCUUGCCAUAUCGUCAGGAGGCGCCUCUGCGUCCGUGAAUCAGACGUUUGGUUCGGAAAUCACAGGCAUCUGGUCUUUACCGUAUAACCUCUACGCGCAGACCCUGUUUGGAUUCAACCUUCUGAACCAGACAUGGCUUGACAAGCUUACUGUCAUGUAUGGACAGUGGAUCCAACCUGAAACUGCCAACUAUAGAUAUGGGUUGCCGAUGCAGAGCGUCGCACAAUCGCUUGGCAACGUAGCCUGGAAUGCUUUCAUCGCGGCUACUUGCACCAACGACACGGUCCGUAGUCAGCUUCUUGACGCGGUCUGGAACUAUGCGUCAUUCAAUGGGACGUCGGCCCCGUUCGGCGCGGUGUAUAACGUCGAAUCUGGUGCCUAUCAGGAUGGAAUGGCGAGCCCCGCAUUAGGAGGCCUCUUCGCCCCGUUCCUGCGCAGCGGUACCGUAACCGUCUUCCAGACUCCAUCGCCUCCCAGUAACUCCACCACAAGCCCUACGGCCCCUAGCGCUUCCGGAUCCGGCGGGAACAAAGUCGAUGUUAGCGCUGUAGCGGGCGGCGUCGUCGGUGGUGUUGUCGGUUUACUUGCACUCGCCGGACUUGUACUAUGGUUAGUCCGACGUCAUCGAAACCAGAAGAACGCCGCCCUCUUCGACACAACUGGCACAAGAACCGAGCCCGCGCCCUUCGAGGCUGCACCUGCUUUUGCGGCCCAAGCACCAGGUAUCAUACUCACGGAAAAGCAGCGCCGGGAACUCGAAUCGCCAAGGGAAGAAACACCUGUCCUGCCCUCAGCCGGCUCGUCUUCCGCCAUACCACUUGACGAGCCUCCGUCUGAGGGUACGAUGGUCCCUUCGUCGGCGAAUGGGGUGUCUGUGGGCUCGCGUGAGAACGAGUUGCUGGGGCUGCACUCCAUGAUCGAAGAGCUGCGCAGGAUCACUGGCAUGCUGAAUGUGCAUAUCGAGAGUGCACCGCCCGAGUAUACGUACUCGUGA